Molecule: messenger RNA, 564 nt
Organism: Saprolegnia parasitica CBS 223.65
Lineage: Eukaryota; Oomycota; Saprolegniomycetes; Saprolegniales; Saprolegniaceae
Exons: 3
Coding region: 1-564 (187 amino acids)
Biological process (GO): protein import into nucleus; ribosomal subunit export from nucleus
Cellular component (GO): nucleus; cytoplasm
Molecular function (GO): GTP binding; GTPase activity
Source: RefSeq, a predicted model, not a curated record
AUGCCGCAUCUUGCGGAGUUCAAGCUGCUCGUCGUUGGCGAUGGCGGCGUCGGCAAAUCGGCGCUCCUGCAGCGCCACUUGGCAGGCGAGUUCAAGGAGGGGUACACCGCCACGCCCAAUAUCGAAGCCCACACGCUCCGAUUCGAGGCCAUUUUUGGACCGGUGCGGCUCAACUGCUGGGACAUUGCCGGUCAGAGCUGCCGCGACAGCUUUUACCUCGGCGCCCAUGGCGCAAUCAUCAUCUUUGACGUCACGUCGCGCCUCUCGUACACGAACGUACCCAAUUGGCGCCUGGACGUUGUCCGCGUCAGCGAGAACAUUCCGAUCGUGCUCUGUGGCAACAAGGUCGACGCCGUCCAGCACCGCGAGGUCAAGCCCAAGCAGAUCACGUUCCACCGCCAGAAGAACCUGAACUCGUUGGCGACGAAAGUGAGGUUUACCGAUGCAAUCGCGAUCCAUCCCCCAGCGCUCGAGUUGGAUGCAUCGAUGCUUGCCCGUCUCGAGGUCGACUACGUCGCAGCCAUGAACGCGCCACUGCCCGAGGUCGACGACGAGGACGUGUAA